Messenger RNA from Lampris incognitus (smalleye Pacific opah), 7060 nucleotides. RefSeq names its product dnaJ homolog subfamily C member 13. NCBI's taxonomy places the organism in Eukaryota, Metazoa, Chordata, Actinopteri, Lampriformes, Lampridae. The record is from RefSeq and is a predicted model, not a curated record. The coding region runs from base 147 to 6932 and encodes 2261 amino acids. Gene Ontology annotation, cellular component: endosome membrane. The transcript has 56 exons. Gene Ontology annotation, biological process: regulation of early endosome to late endosome transport; endosome organization; receptor-mediated endocytosis.
CUUGUGGGGAAGACGGCGUUAAUUGGGCACCUUAGGCAUCGGAUUGGGAAAACAGAGACGCACCGGCCACAUUCAGAGGAGGGUGGGGGACUUGAGGGACGGAUACAAAUUGCGUUGUGUAGCAAUUAUUAAGGUCCUGUGAGAAGAUGAAUGUUGUCAAAGAAAACAAAGACUUGGCCUGUUUCUACACCACCAAACACUCCUGGAGGGGAAAGUACAAACGAGUCUUUUCAGUUGGCACCCACGGCAUCACCACCUACAACCCUACUACGCUAGAAGUAACAAACCAGUGGCCUUAUGGAGACAUCUGUGGUAUCGGUCCGGUGGGAAAGGGGCAGGGCACAGAGUUCAACCUCACAUUCCGUAAGGGCAGCGGCAAGAAGUCGGAAACGCUCAAGUUCUCCACAGAACACCGAACAGAGCUACUUACAGAGGCACUGAGAUUCCGAACAGACUUCUCAGAGGGAAAGAUAACUGGGCGGCGCUACAACUGUUUCAAGCACCAUUGGAGCGACACGCGAAAGUCUGUGAGUUUAGAGGUGACGCCAGGCGGCAUUGACCAGAUCGACCCCCACACUAACCGGGUUGUGUGCUCCUACGACUACCGCUCCAUAGAGGGCUUUGCCGAGGUCUCCGACUAUCAGGGCGGCUUCUGCAUCAUCCAUGGUGGCUUCAGCAGGCUGCAUCUGUUUGCCUCAGAGCAUCGGGAAGAAAUCAUACGUAGUGCCAUAGAGCAUGCUGGGAACUUCAUCGGCAUCACGCUCCGGCUGAGGAAGGAUGCCCUGAUGUUUGAGGGCUUCAUGACUGACAGGCUGGGGAAGUACAGCUCAGACGAGAGCAUCACUUCACUGGCCGAGUUUGUGGUGCAGAAGAUCUCCCCCCGCCACUCGGAGCCUGUUAAGCGCAUACUGGCUUUGACAGAGACAUGUCUAGUAGAGCGAGACCCAGCUUCCUACAACAUUGUCACCAUCAAACCAUUUGGAGAGGUGUUCGCUCUCAUAUGUGAUGUUGACAACCCCCAGGUGUUUACUGUAGAAUUCAUAAGAGGCCAAAUCAGAAAGUUCUCCUCAACAGAAAGGGACUCCUUGUUAGCCAGCCUAUUGGAUGGAGUUCGUGCAUCAGGCAACCGGGACAUAUGUGUCAAGAUGGCUCCCACUCGGCGGGGACAACGAUGGGGUUUACUGAGCAUGCCAGUGGACGAGGAAGUGGAGAGUCUGCAUCUAAAAUUCCUGGCAGCACCACCCAAUGGAAACUUUGCAGAUGCAGUGUUCAGAUUCAAUGCCAACAUAUCCUACAGUGGAGUACUGCAUGCCGUAACCCAAGAUGGUCUUUUCUCAGAGAACAAAGAGAAACUGAUUAACAACGCCAUCCUGGCUCUACUGUCCCAGGAGGCUGAGCUGCCGGGUCCCAAUUCUGAGCUCGAGAGCCAUUUUCAGGCCAUACGACGCUUGGUGGCCUCCAAGGCUGGCUUUCAAGCGUUCACCCAGUUGCCCAAGUUCAGGGAAAAGUUGGGAGUAAAGACGGUAAAAGCUUUGAAAAGAAAUAACAACGGUGUGACGCAUGCUGCUAUAGACAUGCUCUGCGCCCUCAUGUGUCCAAUGCAUGAUGAUUAUGACCUGAGGCAGGAGCAGCUCAACAAGGCGUCUCUUCUUUCCUCCAAGAAGUUCCUGGAGAACCUGCUUGAAAAAUUCAUCAGUAACGUGGAUCAUGGCACGGGGGCUCUGGUUAUCAGCGCUUUGCUGGACUUUCUGACCUUUGCGCUGUGCGCUCCCUACAGCGAGACCACAGAGGGCCAGCAGUUUGACAUGCUGCUGGAGAUGGUGGCCUCCAACGGCCGCACCCUCUUUAAACUCUUUCAGCAUCCCUCAAUGGCCAUUGUGAAGGGAGCAGGACUGGUGAUGAAGGCCAUCAUUGAGGAGGGAGAUAAGGAGAUAGCCGCCAAGAUGCAGGAGCUGGCUUUGAGUGAGGGGGCUCUACCGAGGCAUUUGCACACCUCCAUGUUCACCAUCAGCGUGGACCAGAGGAUGCUUACCAACAGACAGCUUAGUCGUCACCUGGUUGGACUGUGGACAGCAGAAAACCCCAUUGCCAUGAACCUGCUAAAAAGGAUUCUGCCAACAGGUCUGCUGGCGUACCUAGACAGCCCCGACCCAGUCCCCGAAAAAGACGUUGACCGAAUGCACAUUCGUGACAACUUAAAAAUCGCCACGGACCAGAUGGGCCGUAACAAGGUGCCUGAGUGGCAGCGGAUAGCAGGCAAAGCAGCCAAAGAGGUGGAGAAGUUUGCCAAGGAGAAGGCAGACAUAGUGCUAAUGCACUGGAGAGAUAAGAUGGGCAUAGCCCAAAAGGAGCAGGACAGAAAUAACCUGAAUCCAGCCCAAAAGCCUGUCAUCCUGAGGAAGAGGAGGCAGAGAAUCAAGAUUGAAGCGAACUGGGAGCUGUUCUACUACAGAUUUCAGUUGGACCACGCACGGUCAAACCUCAUCUGGAAUCUGAAGACGAGGGAGGAGCUUCGGGAUGCCCUGGAGGGGGAGAUGCGCUCUUUCAACGUGGACCGGGAGCUGGGCAACGCCACCGUCAUCUCUUGGAACCACCAGGAGUUUGAGGUGAAGUAUGAGUGCCUUUCAGAUGAGAUCAAGAUUGGGGACUAUUAUCUGCGUCUGCUGCUGGAGGAGGAUGAAAAUGAAGAAUCCAGUGCCAUCAAGAGAUCGUAUGAGUUCUUCAACGAGCUCUAUCAUCGUUUUCUGCUCACGCCCAAAGUCACCAUGAAGUGCCUGUGCUUGCAGGCUCUCGCAAUAGUCUACGGGAAGUGCUGCGAAGAAAUCGGGCCGUUCACAGACACAAAGUACAUUGUGGGCAUGUUGGACCGGUGUACAGACAAACUGGAAAGAGACAGACUCAUUCUUUUCCUGAACAAACUCAUUCUCAAUAAGAAAAAUGUGAAGGAAGUGAUGGACUCCAAUGGAGUUCGCAUCCUGGUGGACCUGCUCACCCUCGCCCAUCUGCAUACCAGCAGAGCCACGGUGCCACAACAGAGCAAUGUGCUGGAAGCAGCCCCAGACAUGAAGAGGGAGAGUGAGAAGGAGUGGUACUUUGGCAAUGCAGACAAAGAGAGGAGGGGACCCUUCAGUUUUGAGGAGAUGCAAGAGUUCUGGAAUACGGGUGUCCUGACAGCAAAGACGCGGUGCUGGGCUCAGGGCAUGGAUGGCUGGCGUCCCCUUCAGGCCAUACCCCAGCUCAAAUGGUGCCUCUUAGCCACAGGACAGGCAGUGAUGAAUGAGACUGACCUGGCCACACUCAUCCUCAACAUGCUCAUCACCAUGUGCUCCUACUACCCCAGCAGGGACCAGGAUAAUGCUAUUAUCCGUCCCUUGCCUAAGAUCAAGAGGCUAAUCAGUGACAACACCUGCCUCCCUCACAUCGUCCAGCUGCUGCUGACCUUUGACCCCAUCCUGGUGGAAAAGGUGGCCAACCUCAUGUACCUGGUGAUGCAGGACAACCCCAAUCUGCAACGCCUCUACCUCACUGGGGUCUUCUUCUUCAUCAUGAUGUACACUGGCUCUAACGUGCUACCUGUUGCCAGGUUCCUGAAGUACACUCACCUAAAGCAAGCCUUCAAAUCAGAGGAGGCCAAAGGUCAGGAUAUAGUGCAGCGUAGCAUUCUGGGCCCAGUGCUGCCUGAGGCCAUGGUGUGUUACCUGGAGAACUAUGAGGCUGAGCGCUUCUCUGAAAUCUUCCUGGGAGAGUUUGACACCCCUGAGGCCAUUUGGAGUAGUGAGAUGAGACGUAUGAUGAUUGAGAAGAUAGCUGCCCACCUGGCUGACUUCAGCCCCAGACUGCAGAGCAACACACGGGCCCUCUACCAGUACUGUCCCAUUCCCGUGGUCAGCUUCCCUCAGCUCGACAAUGAGCUCUUCUGCAACAUCUACUACCUCAGACACCUGUGUGACACCAACCGCUUCCCCAACUGGCCCAUCAGAGACCCUGUUAAGCUGCUCAAAGACACUCUGGAUGCCUGGAAAAGGGAGGUGGAGAAGAAGCCUCCCUCCAUGUCUGUUGAUGAUGCCUAUGAAGUUCUCUGCCUGCCCAAAGGACAGGGACAGCAUGAGGAGAGCAAGAUCAGGAAAGCUUAUUUCAGACUGGCUCAGAAGUACCAUCCUGACAAGAAUCCAGAGGGCAGGGAUAUGUUUGAGAAAGUCAACAAAGCCUACGAGUUCCUCUGCACCAGGUCGGCUCGAAUUCUGGACGGCCCAGACCCAGAAAACAUCAUCCUCAUCCUCAAAACCCAGAGCAUUCUCUUCAACCGACAUAAACAAGAACUGGAGCCCUACAAAUAUUCUGGUUACCCGAUGCUCAUCAAGACCAUCACCAUGGAAACAGGGGAUGGGCAGCUCUUCUCCAAGACCUCGCCGCUCCUGCCGUCUGCCGCCGAGCUGGCCUUUCACACAGUCAACUGCUCCGCUCUCAAUGCGGAGGAGCUGCGCCGCGAGAACGGCAUCGAGGUGUUGUUGGAGGCCCUUUCUCGGUGCGUUGCUGUGUUAACUGCAUCAAGCAAGGCUGAUGAUAUGGCUGUGCAGGUGUGCGGGCACAUCUGUAAAUGCUAUAGUGUUGCAGCUCAGUUCGAGGAGUGCAGGGAAAAGAUCAUCGAGAUGCCCAAUAUCAUCAGAGACCUCUGUCACAUUCUCUACUAUGGAAAGGGCCUCCCAAGGACAGCAGCCCUGGCAGUGCAGUGCGUCAGCUCCUUUGCAGUGGACUUCUUCCUCCAGACCCACCUGUACCACGCUGGUGUGCUUUGGCACCUGCUGGUCCACCUCUUCAACUACGACUACACCUUGGAGGAGAGUGGGGUGCAGGCUAGCCAGGACACAAACCAGCAAGAGGUGGCCAACAGUCUGGCCAAGCUCAGCCUGGUAGCCCUCAGUCGCCUGGGGGGCUACUCCCAGACACCUCAUGCACAGGAGGCGGGCAACCCUGGGGCAGAGACUAAUGGUGUGGAUGGCGUUCCUCCAGAAAACCCCACCAUCUGUAAGAGCCUGGCAGCUAUGCUCACACCAUACAUCGCCAAGAAGCUGGGAUCAGGAACACCCGCUGAGGUGUUGAAGCUGCUUAAUAGUAAUUCGGAGAACCCGUACCUAAUCUGGAACAACAGAACACGGGCUGAGCUGCUAGAGUUCCUGGAGGAUCAGCAGGAAGGGAACAUCAAGAGAGGGGAGAAUGACCAAAGCUUUGGUGCAGAAUUUCUAUUCAGUGACCACAGCAAAGAGCUGAUUGUGGGAGAGAUUUUUGUCCGAGUUUACAAUGAGCAGCCCUCCUUCCCCCUGGAGUUUCCCAAGGCAUUUGCUGCAAGUCUGCUGGACUAUGUGGGCUCCCAGGCCCAGUACCUCUACACACUGUUGGCCAUGAGCCAGAGUAACAAGGUGGAGUCCCAGCAGCAUGCUGAGAGGCUCCACUUUGCUGAGAUGGCCCUGGAGGCCCUCCGUAACGUCAUCAAAAACAAUCCUGGUUCUGAGUCAGAGUGCAUUGGCCAUUUCAAGCUGCUCUUCUCCUUGUUGCGGGUUCAUGGAGCUGGCAGAGUGCAACAGCUCGCUUUGGAGGUUGUAAACACAGUGACGUCUAACCAAGAGUGUGUGAGCAACAUCGCAGAGUCUCUGGUGCUGUCCAACCUUCUGGUGCUGCUGCACUGUCUUCCUUCCAGCCGCCAGCUUGUGCUGGAAACCCUGUAUGCCUUGACUUCUAACACAAAGAUAGUCAAAGAGGCUAUGGCCAAAGGUGCUCUGAUUUACCUGCUGGACCUCUUCUGUAACUCCACACACCCGCAGGUGCGCUCACAGACAGCAGAACUCUUCUCCAAAAUGACCUCCGACAAGCUGAUUGGGCCAAAGGUGCGGCUGACGCUAAUACGUUUCCUACCAGGCGUUUUUAUGGAUGCCAUGCGAGACAAUGCAGAGGCAGCGGUGCACAUAUUUGAGGGAACGCACGAGAAUCCCGAGCUCAUCUGGAACGACGGCUCCAGGGAGACUGUCUCCACCACUGUCCGGGAGAUGAUGCUCGAGCACUUUAAACAGCAGAAGGAUAAUCCUGAUGUGAACUGGAGACUGCCAGAGGACUUCACAGUGGCUUACGGAGCAGGACAGGGUGAGCUAGAAGUGGGCGGAGUGUUCCUGCGUAUCUUCAUCGCUCAGCCAGGCUGGGUGCUACGCAAGCCUCGGGAGUUCCUAGUGUCCCUUUUGGAGACCCUUACUGAGCUGCUGGAGAAAAACAACCCCAAUGGUGAAGCCCUGGAGACGAUCACCACGGCAACAGUGUGCCUGUUCAGCACACAGAGCCAGCUGGCUGAUCAGGUUCCUCCUUUGGGCCACCUGCCCCGGAUCGUGGCAGCACUUAACCACAAGAACAACGCCAUUCCCAAGAGCUCCAUUCGUGUCAUCCAUGUUCUCUCUGACAAUGAGCUGUGUGUGCGCUCUAUGGCCUCUCUAGAGACCAUUGGUCCUCUGAUGAAUGGGAUGAAAAUCAGAGCAGACAUGGCAGGACUGGCCUGUGAAGCCCUCAACCGCAUGUUCCAGAAGGAGCAGACGGACCUAGUGGCUCAGGCUCUAAGAGUGGAGCUGGUGCCAUACCUUCUGAAGCUCCUGGAAGGAAUAGGCCUGGAGACAUUAGACAACCCUUCAGCCACCAAAGCUCAGAUAGUAAAGGCUCUCAAGUCCAUGACACGCAGUCUACAGUAUGGAGAACAGGUGAAUGAGAUUCUAGCCAGGUCCACUGUGUGGAGUGCCUUCAAAGACCAGAAACAUGACCUCUUCAUCUCAGAUUCUCAGACUGCAGGCUACCUGACAGGUCCAGGAGUAGCAGGCUACCUUACAGCAGGAACUGGCACCACCGUGAUGCCCAGCGUCCCACCCCCUGUGGACAAUGAUAUCGGAGACCUGGGCUGAUGGACACACAAGACAGUCACGCUCGGAUGCCCAGAUUUCCCUGCAGCUUCACGGCUGUAGCUCGGAGGGACGUUUUGCCUCCCUAGUUGAGGGGACAGAGAGAGAGAGAGAGAGAGAGAGAGAGAGGG